Molecule: messenger RNA, 2018 nt
Organism: Python bivittatus (Burmese python)
Lineage: Eukaryota; Metazoa; Chordata; Lepidosauria; Squamata; Pythonidae
Source: RefSeq, a predicted model, not a curated record
AUGGCCGCGUUAGCCAGUUCCCUGAUCCGGCAGAAACGGGAGAUCCGGGACCCCGUGGCCACCCGCCCCGUCUCCACCCAGCGGAAGGUUUGCCCCCGAGGCACCAAGUCCUUAUGCCAGAAGCAGAUCUUAAUUUUAAUCUCCAAAGUCCGGCUGUGCGGGGGUAGGAAAGGCCGGCUGGAAAAGACGCCAGAACCGCAGCUGAAAGGCAUCAUCACGAAGCUCUUCUGCCGGCACGGCUAUUACCUCCAAGCGCGCCCGGACGGUGGCAUCGAGGGCACGAGGGAGGACACCAACGGGUUCACCCUCUUCAACCUGAUUCCGGUGGGGCUUCGGGUGGUCGCCAUACAGAGCACCACGUCCGGGCAGUACGUCGCCAUGAAUGCCGAGGGCUAUCUCUACAGCUCCGCUCACUUCACUGCCGAGUGCCGGUUCAAGGAGUGCGUCUUCGAGAACUACUACGUCACCUACUCCUCCACCCUGUACCGGCAGCGGGAGUCCGGCCGCUCGUGGUAUCUGGGCCUCAACAAAGAUGGGCAGGUGAUGAAGGGAAACCGAGUCAAGAAGACUAAGGCUGCGGCCCACUUCCUCCCAAAACUGCUGGAAGUGGCCUUGUAUCGCGAGCCUUCCCUACACAACGUUCCCCAUGCGAGUCCCUCUCAACCGCCACCACCUCCAAAACACACCUCUACUUGUCCACGAUUUGGUUCUCAGGAUGGCUUCCCACCUGCGCAUCUUCAGCCUCUGGAAUUUUUGACCCAAAUACGAUCAGCCCAGGAAGGAGAAGAUCUGUUGACCCGGGAUUUUCCAUUCUGGGAUGAAAAGACAUUGUGCAUGCACGCACACACGCGGACACACACACACACACAGGGACAAACAACAAGAGUCUCCUGUUUCAAGCCAUAGGACCAAUACAGGGCCCAGCUCUCUGGGAGAGACACUGUGUUCCUGCAAGGGGCUGACGCCACGUUCCCAGCUGUGGCAGAUCCACGGUGGGUCUCCAGCCCCUUCAACAGGUAGGGCUCCUGGCUCUGUCAGGAGUACCCUUCCUAACGAAACCCCAGAUCUAUUCCAGUCUUCCAUGCAAACAAGGCAGUGGGUUUAUGGUGCUUCACUCCCUCCGGGCUGGUAACACAACUUACAAAACCCUUAGGAAGCAGCAGAACAGAGAAGGAAAAAGAUGUUCACGUUCUUUGAAAGCAACACUUUUUGCCUACUGCAGAACAAUCUUCUUCCUCUUUUUUUCUUUAAAAAAAAAACCUGUACUACGUUCCGCCCCUCGGUGGUGACAUUGUUCUAUUUCAAACGAUGGCAGAAUUAUAUAUGGUGUCAUGGCUGACCUUCGAGGACACAGGAGCUAACAACUGGACGGGUGUUCCUGGCUGGGCAGGGCAGGGCAGGGCAGAGCAGCCAAAGCGAAGCUCCCGGUUCUGGUCAGCUCAGGAAGCCAAAGGUCCUUUUCUCGCUGGGGUCAUUCCAUCGCCAGGAGAGAAGAUCACCUUCAGGAUUCUCAACCGGCUGUUCUAAUGGUGCAGUUUUAAAAAGUGGACUCUUUUUCUUCAUCCACGGAAUGCCGAAGAAAACCGCCCUUGCCAACCCUUCUGCCCUGGGCCUGCUCUGCAAAUUUCAGACAGUACCCACUGAAGACCUCUGAGUGAAAAGGAUUAGAUUUGAUGAGCUGGAUCGCCGCCUUCGACGGCAGGAAAAGGCCACCUCUUGCAGCAGGGGGCCUGCUGGAGGCUGUUGCGCCCCCGCCCGCCCCCCUCCCCGCUGUGUGACACCGCUUCUGGCCACUGGAUGGCAGCGCUGCGUUCACGGAGGAGCAGAGACUUCGCGUCGGCCCGUCCGCGUCCUUGAAGCAGGCCCCGGAGAGUUGCAGUACCUCAUCUGGCCACUGGGUGGCAGCACUCAUCCCGGCGCAGGGCUGCGGGGAACCGCGCCUCCUUCCACCCUGCGGGCGCGGGGGGCGCGGGCGGGGGAGGCUGCCCGGAGGUUCUCCACCCGCCUCCUGCCCCCGA